This is a messenger RNA of Prorocentrum cordatum, 1665 nucleotides long. Lineage: Eukaryota; Dinophyceae; Prorocentrales; Prorocentraceae. The record is from the annotation of a GenBank genome assembly.
GUCGAUGCCACCAUUUCCGCGGAGAUCGAGUGCGUGGGCGGGCUCCUGGACAGCCUGCUGGCCGGCGCCGGCAGCGCCCGCGGCGGCCACUGCCAGGGCCAGCUUGCGCCCACGCCCGACCCCGGGCGGGCCCCGCGCGCGGAGCGCUGCGUGCUGGAGGCCUCGCCGAACGGGGCGCGCCAGGGCCAGCCGGCGCCCACGCCUGGCCACGGGCGGGCCCCGCGCGCGGAGCUGUACGCGCUGGAGGCCGCGCCGAACGGGGCGCACCAGGACGCCGCCCUCCUCGCGCGGCGCUGCCUGGACCUGGAGCGCGACCUCGCCGACGCCCGGGAGGAGGCAGAGCGGCUGCGCUCGGCGUGCCUCGCGCUGGAGGAGGAGAGCCGGCUGCUGGGAGCUGAUCUCCAGAGGCAUCGCUUGGAGGACGAGCUCUACAUUGCCCAGGAGCUCGAGCUCCGGCGCGUGCGCGGCGAGGUGCAGGAGAUGCACGCGCGAGUGGCCGCGCUCCACUGCGAGCUGGAGCGCGCGACCGCCGCAGGCGCGCCGAGCGCUGCGCUGGGCGAGCCCGCGCGGGAAGCGCCGGAGACCUCGGAGGCGUUGGAGCUCUGCCGCCUGCUGGAGGAGGAGACGGCGGCCCUGCCGAGGUGUCGAGAAGGCAUGGCCGAGCUGAGAGUUGCGCCUGGCGAAAAUAUGAACUGCCAGCCCGUUCAGGCCUCCGAGAGGCGCGCCGCCGAGCUGGAGCUCGCCUGCGGGGCGGGGGCGGCCAGCGCGGGGCCCGCGGAGCCCGGGCACGCCAGGCAGGACCGCGAGGACGAGAAGCCGCGGCAGCCGGCCCUGUUCCACAAGACGAAGAUGUGCAAGUUCAACCAGCUCGGCAUGUGCACGCGGGGGGAGAUGUGCCGCUUCGCGCACGGGAGGCUCGACAUGAACCCGCUGCCGGACCUCUCCCAGACGAAGCUGUGCAAGGAGCUGCUCGGCACGGGGCAGUGCAGCGACCCGAGCUGCAAGUUCGCCCACACCAGGCAGGAGCUCCGGAGGCACCCGUUCGUGCCAGCGGGCGGCAGGGACCAUGCAGGCCCACUGUCGGGGGUCAGGAAGCAGCCCCGUGGCGCGGCGGCCCUCGAAGCCGCUCCGGGGCACGAGGGCGCACAGCUGCAGGAUAACGCGAACCUCCUGUGCUCGGACCUGGCGAAGGUCCUCCACAAGAUGAAGGAGACCGGCCAGGCGGGCUCUCCCGCGCUGUACGCGGAGCUGGCGCACAUCUUCAAGGGAUUCCACGACAGCGACUUGGUCGACGCGUGGAUGCAGCAGGGCCAGGCCACUGGGGCCUACGGCUCCCCGGAGCUCAACAGCAUCGCUGGCGGCUGCGGCGAGCAGAGCGUGGCCGCGACUUGGGCGCACAACUGCCAGAACCUCCCGAGCGCGGCCUACGUGAGCCCGUCGCGCUACCACGGCAGGGGCGGCGCCGCCGCGACGGAGCACCUCGCGGGCUCGGCCGCCCGGCACCAGCAAUCCUACGACGAGGCCCGGCUCGGCGAGCGCACGGCGCCGCCGGGCCGGGCGGCCGCGGCCGCGCGGCGCGGGGCGGUGGAGCCGAAGCUGCUCUCGCCCAUGUACGCGCCGGCGAUGUCCUCCCUCGACUCCCUGGCCCCCUUCGCCCUCGCGUGA